AGCCGCUGCUUCUCUGGGGGCUGCCGAGCGGGGGACCCUCUGUCUCCUCCCCUUGCCGGGCUGUGGGUGAACCUGCAGGCUCCUUACCCACCCGGAGGACUUUUGAAAGGAAACCAGGGAGGGAGGGAAAGGGAGAAGGGGAGAAAACGAAGGGGAACUCGUCCAUCCAUUGAAGCACAGUUCACUAUGAUCUUACUCACAUUCAGCACUGGAAGACGGUUGGAUUUCGUGCAUCAUUCGGGGGUAUUUCACUUGCAAACCUUGCUUUGGAUUUUAUGUGCUACCGUCUGCGGAACGGAGCAGUAUUUCAAUGUGGAGGUUUGGUUACAGAAGUACGGCUACCUUCCACCGACUGACCCCAGAAUGUCGGUGCUGCGCUCUGCAGAGACCAUGAAGUCUGCCUUAGCUGCCAUGCAGCAGUUCUAUGGCAUUAACAUGACAGGAAAAGUGGACCGAAACACAAUUGACUGGAUGAAGAAGCCUCGAUGUGGUGUACCUGACCAGACAAGAGGUAGCUCCAAAUUUAAUAUUCGUCGAAAGCGGUAUGCGUUAACAGGACAGAAGUGGCAGCACAAACACAUCACUUACAGUAUAAAGAACGUAACUCCAAAAGUAGGAGACCCUGAAACCCGUAAAGCUAUUCGUCGUGCGUUUGACGUGUGGCAGAAUGUAACUCCUCUGACGUUUGAAGAAGUUUCCUACAGUGAACUAGAAAAUGGCAAACGUGAUGUGGAUAUAACCAUCAUUUUUGCAUCUGGCUUUCAUGGAGACAGUUCUCCCUUUGAUGGAGAGGGAGGGUUUUUGGCACAUGCCUAUUUCCCUGGACCAGGAAUUGGGGGAGAUACUCAUUUUGACUCAGAUGAGCCAUGGACACUAGGAAAUCCUAAUCAUGAUGGAAAUGACUUAUUUCUUGUAGCGGUUCAUGAACUGGGACAUGCUCUGGGACUGGAGCAUUCCAAUGACCCUACUGCCAUCAUGGCUCCAUUUUACCAGUACAUGGAAACUGACAACUUCAAACUACCUAAUGAUGAUUUGCAGGGCAUCCAGAAAAUAUAUGGUCCACCUGACAAGAUUCCUCCACCAACAAGACCUCUACCGACAGUGCCCCCACACCGCUCUAAUCCUCCAGCUGACCCAAGGAAGAAUGACCGGCCCAAACCUCCCCGGCCUCCCACUGGCAGACCUUCCUAUCCUGGAGCCAAACCCAACAUCUGUGAUGGGAACUUUAACACUCUAGCUAUUCUUCGCCGUGAGAUGUUUGUUUUCAAGGACCAGUGGUUUUGGCGAGUGAGAAACAACAGGGUGAUGGAUGGAUACCCCAUGCAAAUUACUUACUUCUGGCGGGGCUUGCCUCCUAGUAUCGAUGCAGUUUAUGAAAACAGUGAUGGAAAUUUUGUCUUCUUUAAAGGUAACAAAUAUUGGGUGUUCAAGGACACGACUCUUCAACCUGGUUACCCUCAUGACUUGAUUACUCUUGGAAGCGGAAUUCCCCCUCAUGGUAUUGAUUCAGCCAUUUGGUGGGAGGACGUUGGGAAAACCUAUUUCUUCAAGGGGGACAGGUAUUGGAGAUAUAGUGAAGAAAUGAAAACCAUGGAUCCUGGCUAUCCCAAACCAAUCACAGUCUGGAAAGGUAUCCCCGAAUCUCCUCAGGGAGCCUUUGUGCACAAAGAAAAUGGCUUUACGUAUUUCUACAAAGGAAAGGAGUAUUGGAAAUUCAACAACCAGAUACUCAAGGUAGAACCUGGAUAUCCCAGAUCCAUCCUCAAGGAUUUUAUGGGCUGUGAUGGACCAACAGACAGAGAUAAAGAAGGACACAGCCCACCAGAUGAUGUAGACAUUGUCAUCAAACUGGACAACACAGCCAGCACUGUGAAAGCCAUAGCUAUUGUCAUUCCCUGCAUCUUGGCCUUAUGCCUCCUUGUAUUGGUUUACACUGUGUUCCAGUUCAAGAGGAAAGGAACACCCCGCCACAUACUGUACUGUAAACGCUCUAUGCAAGAGUGGGUGUGAUGUAGGGUUUUUUCCUUUCUUUCUUUUCUAGGAGUUUGUGAUAACUUGAGAUUCAAGACAAGAGCUGUUAUGCUGUUUCCUAGCUAGGAGCAGGCUUGUGGCAGCCUGAUUUGGGGCUGAC
Eubalaena glacialis (North Atlantic right whale) is the source of this 2131-nucleotide messenger RNA. It is a transcript of the gene MMP16, whose product is annotated as matrix metallopeptidase 16. The coding region runs from base 187 to 2010 and encodes 607 amino acids. The transcript is spliced from 10 exons. The record is from RefSeq and is a predicted model, not a curated record. Lineage: Eukaryota; Metazoa; Chordata; Mammalia; Artiodactyla; Balaenidae. Gene Ontology annotation, biological process: collagen catabolic process; extracellular matrix organization; skeletal system development. Gene Ontology annotation, cellular component: extracellular matrix. Gene Ontology annotation, molecular function: metalloendopeptidase activity; zinc ion binding.